Molecule: messenger RNA, 9817 nt
Organism: Passer domesticus (house sparrow)
Lineage: Eukaryota; Metazoa; Chordata; Aves; Passeriformes; Passeridae
Gene: RIMKLB
Product: ribosomal modification protein rimK like family member B
Exons: 9
Coding region: 893-2053 (386 amino acids)
Biological process (GO): protein modification process
Cellular component (GO): cytoplasm
Molecular function (GO): metal ion binding; N-acetyl-L-aspartate-L-glutamate ligase activity; ATP binding
Source: RefSeq, a predicted model, not a curated record
CCGGGGAGGGGGCGGGCGGGGGGGUGGUUGGGACCGUCCCCUCACAGCCGUCCCGCCCCGCCGCGCUGCGCCCAUGGUGAUUGUGCUGCAUCCCCCGCGCGCGGAGCGGGGCGAGCUGCCCGCGCCUCCCCGCCGCGCCCGCCGGGGCGCCCAGGUGUUGGUGACUUCAGUCAUUUAGGGGUUUAGUUCUGAGGAAAUAGAGACACAAGGAUUGAGUUUCUUUUGCAUAGAAAGCUACAGCUCUUCACCAGUACUCUUUUUACUUGUUCCCAUCCUUCCCUGCUCCGUAGGGGAGAACAAUUUGGGAAUUAUUUUAAACAUUCAUUUAAUCCCCCUUCCCUCCCUCAGAAAUCUGCCCUGGUCCCAGAGGCAUCCACUAGACAGUGCCUGACAGGACCAGGAGAACGUUAUCAUUGCUUGCUUGGUUUGGGAGCUUCAGUAGUACCCUUUUCUCCUUUGGGGUGUAGUGCAGGGAGGCAUCCAGAAGACUUCCGUGCCACCCUUUUUGCUUAGUGUAGAGGAUCCAGGAAAAGGGGUACCUAGCAAGACACGUGACCUCCUUAAGGGAGCCAGAACUGAAGCAGCACUUGGCACGCUGAAGGAAACACCCAUCUUUAGUGUCUUUUUCGUCUUCCACUCCUUCCUCACCAAAUUUCUGAUUCUUCAGCUUUUAAAAAUGUGUUCUUUCCAAAGAUUCUCAAACAGUUAUGUGACAGUCUUAGGAAAACUAGUUUCUGGGAGCAAACACUCUUUUCCUGCUUUACCUUGAACAUCUUGACUGCAUUGAAGAGCUGGUCUGGAGCUGUGAUUGCGAUUCCAUAGCUUCUGCCUUUUUCCAGUCUGUUGCAGUUCCAUUGGAAGGAAGCCUUGAAGGUUGCAAGACAAGUCCAAGAUGUGCAGCUCUGUUGCUCCCAGGCUGUGGUUCUUAACAGACCGCCGCAUCAGAGAAGAUUACCCUCAGCAGGAGAUCCUGAGAGCACUGAAGGCCAAGUGCUGUGAAGAGGAGCUGGAUUUCCGGGCCUUGGUGAUGGAUGAAGUGGUGCUGACCAUUGAGGAUGGAAAUCUUGGUCUCCGGGUGAAAGGGGAGCUCAUUACUGCUUACCCACAAGUGGUGGUUGUGCGUGUGCCAACACCUUGGGUCCAGAGUGACAGCGACAUCACAGUCCUUCGCCACCUAGAGAAGAUGGGCUGUCGAUUGAUGAAUCGUCCUCAAGCCAUCCUCAACUGUGUCAACAAGUUCUGGACGUUUCAAGAACUUGCUGGCCAUGGUGUGCCUCUUCCAGACACUUUUUCAUAUGGUGGUCAUGAGAAUUUUUCCAAAAUGAUUGAUGAGGCGGAAGUGCUGGAGUUCCCUAUGGUGGUGAAGAACACGCGGGGUCAUCGAGGUAAAGCUGUGUUCCUGGCACGAGACAAGCACCAUUUGGCAGACCUAAGCCAUUUGAUCCGUCAUGAUGCCCCUUACUUAUUUCAAAAAUACGUUAAGGAGUCCCAUGGGAAGGAUGUGCGCGUCAUCGUAGUGGGAGGCCGUGUGGUGGGCACCAUGCUCCGCUGCUCGACAGAUGGCAGGAUGCAGAGUAACUGCUCACUUGGUGGCGUAGGAAUGAUGUGCUCACUGAGCGAACAAGGCAAGCAGUUGGCAGUCCAAGUGUCAAACAUCCUGGGCAUGGAUGUGUGCGGCAUUGACCUGCUGAUGAAGGACGACGGCUCAUUCUACGUCUGCGAGGCCAAUGCAAAUGUAGGUUUCAUUGCCUUUGACAAGGCUUGUAAUUUAGACGUAGCUGGUAUCAUAGCAGACUAUGCCGCUUCCCUGCUGGCCCCCGGCCGCUUGACGCGGCGCAUGUCCUUGCUCUCCGUGGUGUCCACGGCCAGCGAGACUAGCGAGCCAGAGCUGGGCCCUCCAGCUGGGGCCGCUGUCGACAACAUGAGUGCUAGCUCCAGCUCUGUCGACAGCGACCCUGAGACCACGGAGAGAGAGUUGCUCACCAAGCUCCCGGGGGCUCUCUUCAACAUGAACCAGCUACUAGCCAAUGAGAUCAAGCUCCUUGUGGAGUGAUGCCACGUGUAAAUAGGUGACCAACAGAACUCUCUCUUGUAAUUUUUUUUUUUAAACCAACUUGCAAUGCUGUUUAUCAGAAACACUCAGAGGAGCGAAGAAAGGGGGGUGGGUAUAUCAGUCGAGAGAGCAAAAGUAAAAGGCACAUGUGCUGUGAUUGCUGUCCCUACUCAUUUGCAGAACAUUAAAUUGUCUUAAUUCUUCAUCAGUUUUACAGUGGAGAUGCUCAGUUCGUAACCAAGCAGCAAUUUUAUUUGGAUGCUGCUUUGGUCCCAGAUAUAUUGCAGUUCAUGUGUCUUCACAGGCAAGCAUUGAAGGUGAUUCACACUUGAAGAUUUUCAGAAAGUUGUCUGGCAGCUCUCUAGAAACUUCUGUGAAUUACUGCACCAGUUAAGUCUCUUCUACCUCUGUAAGGCUUGAUCCUGUAAAUUGCUGAGUGCCUCAAAUUCUUUAUGUGAGUUGAAGGUGUUAAACACCAAGUAUUUCAAAAUUUCUGGACACCUGCUGUUCCUACUCUUGUAGAUAGGAGCUGUAAGUUCAGGAUCCUUUUAAAGUCAUCACUUUCUGACCUUGCAGGAUACAGCCUUUCAAAUGAUGAGGCUGUGAGAAGUGUCAGUUAACUUAAUGUGAACUUUCUGUAAAAAUCUGUAAAUUGUAUCAUCUUGGUUUUAAGUGGCAGCUUUUGUGUCUAAAUUCCUUUAUAAAGCUUUUAAAGGAGGAUACUUCUGUUUUUCUCAUUUCAAAUCCUGAUUUUGGAAGGUAUAUAGGGGAACUGGUCAUAUCUAUUUGUGGGCAGAAAUGGCACGUUUUUAACUAUUUUUUGCAUGAUUGGAGGAGAUAAACAGCACUGUAAUGUUUGGUAUACAAAAUGAUGUUUAAUCUAAAAAUGUGAAAAAGAAUUACACUAGUUUAAAGCAAACGUGCAACAACUUGUAUUUGUUAGUGUUUUAGUCUUUCUGAGAGAGAUCUGCAAUGUUAAUGUUCCUUUUUCUUUAAUACAUGCUAGUCCAACACUCCCUUCUCUAUGCCUGCAUCUUUAACAGUGGCCAAAGUGAAAACACCGCAGACUGUUUGUUAAGAAAACACUGAGUUAGCCUGUACACUGGUGGGGGGGUUGUUUGUUUGUUUUUGUUUGCUUUUUUUUGGAGGGAGGAAUGUGUAAGGUGUGGAGGAGGGAAGAGCUGGUUAAAAGUGAUUAGUCAUCCGGAGGAAUUUUAGAAUAAAGCUGCAGUUCAUACAAUACUUACCAGGCUUACUUUUUCCCCACUGAACGUAAAAAACCGAUGUUGGCAUAAACCCAAAGAGUAUAACUGGGGAGAAAUAUUCACUUCUUAGCUUUGGAAAACGUGGCAGAUUUGAAAAAGGCAAAAAAAAAAAAAAAAAAAAAAAGAAAAGAAAAAAAAAGAGCUCAGCCAGAGUUUAAAAAAAGAAAAAAAAAGAAAACAACCCAGGUCCACAAACAAUUAAGGGAUUGAUCCUAGACCCUUACAUGUGUGUGGUGUGAGUGUGCACACUUGUGUGUGUUUGUGUGUGCACAAUUGUUUUGCUUUAUUUUUUUGAGGGUGUUGGCUGUUUAGCUCCUAACUUUUUUCCAGACUUCCUGAUUUUCCUUAAUCCUUCUGGCUGUGCAUUUUGUCAUUAGCCUUGAGCUGGUUUGGAAAACAGAUAACCAAAACAGAUACUGAGUCCAUUUUUCAGUCCCUGUCUUCCUCCUCCUUUUCCUCCUCCUUCUCCCUUUUCAUUCCCUCUUAUUCUUGGGAUUCAUAAAGCCCUGGAACUAUAUAUAUAUAUAUAUAAAUAUAUAUAUAAAGAUAAGCCUCUUUUUUAAAAACAAAGUAAAACGUUUACAAUUGAAAAAUCAUCUUGUGAAACUAGGUUUGUUUGAGGGGGGUUGUGUGUGUGCAAUGCUGCUGUUUUCUGGAUACUUUAAUGGAGCAUGUCUCAUGUACCCUCUGAGGUUCUGCACUGCCCACCUCUGUGGCCCUUCCUCACCUCUCUGCUGCUCUGCUGUUUUACCUUCACUUGGACCUUAAACACAACUCACGGACACUAUGCAGAGAGUCUUCAAGAGGCAAUAAACAGAACAAUAUUAACCUACUUUAUGGAGGUUUGAUCAUGCUUCUUUGUACAGUUUGUUUUUUUUUAUUUUAAAAGGAAUGUAAUAAAAUGGCUUUUUUUUGUAGAAUUAAAUAUUAUUAUUAAAAUCAAGUGAAAGGUUGACUGUUGGUGUUAAGCAGGAGGGUGGACCAGCUGGUCCAGCAAAAAAACGAUCUUCAGCAGUAAAGGUAUUUUAAGGGUAUUUUCUUCUUACUGAGCCUUCAAGUGCACAGGUUAUACCUGAAGAAUAUAAAGGUCUUCAGCUUCUGUGAAGAGUUACAGAAUGACAGAACAUGAAAGUAACCUAAUUAUCUAGUCACUGAGCAGUAAACUGUCUCUUCCAAGAGCUCUACUUCCCUUGCUUGUUUAUCCAAGGGGAAUUUGGGGUGGAGGGUGGCUCUUUUUUUGUUGUUGUUGUUUUUCCUUUUUUUGUCUCUUCCUUUUUACUGGUAGGUGCCUGCAUUCUGUGACAGGCUGAUAGGAUCAAUCCUUCCCUUUCUAGCUGUGACAUACGUUGAGCACAUGUGGAGUAACAGCAGGGAGUAAACAUGUGCUAGUUGGUAUACAAAGGCCUUUGUGUUUCUAUCACAGGAAACAUCUUUUAGAUGAAAGUUAACAGAAUAUUCUGGAUUGUUUUUUUUGAGUCCCUAUAGUAUCUUGUAGCUUACAGGAGCCUUACAUUUCUAGCACCUUUUCAGAAUGUCUAGGUUACACCUCACAGUUGUAAAAUUCGUGAAGUAAACAUAAGAUUUUUUAAAAAAAGACCCAAGUGGGUUGAGAGAAUUGCAGUUUGACUGCCUUCUGAUAAGUUGCUCCUCUGAUUGGUGCUUCCAUUACUAGUUUGGGGAUAAGUCUAUGCAUAGUGGUCACAGAGGAAGACAGGAUUUGAAACAUCACGUGUGUGUGUUUGGAUAUCCGGUAUUGAUGCUGCGUGAAAACCUUGCUUGAGGGUUCAUUUGUACAAAUGGGCACACUUGUCUCAUGUAUUUACUCCCUACUUACCCAUUGCUCCUGAAACAGUGAAAUGCAAAGAAUGGCCUGGGGAUGAAAGCAGGGUAUCUUGUUUUUACUCAAAGGGAAAAGUACCAACAAAGCUAGUCUGUGGUAACCAGGCAGUGUUUCCCAUUGAUGGUGAGCUCCACAGAUGUCAGCUUUAUACACUUUAUUUUCUUCAGUUCAGUGUGCUGAAAAUCACAUGCUAAACUUCCAUACAGUUGCACUACCUCCUUAUGUGGGUUUGGAAGAAUGUGCUGAAAAAAUGAUCAACAUAGUGGUGGAUUACAGUGGUGCCAAUACAGCUGAUGGUAAUACAACUAUUUUUGUAUAUUUUAAUGUUUGAAAGAGCCAGUUAGAAACUUGUUUGCAAGAAUUAAGUUUUUUAAACUACAUCUGAUGAAAUUUUGUUCUUUGUAACGCUGGAGAUUUUAUUCUGUUCAGCAUACUGUGUUUGUAAUUGAUGUCUUGCUGUCAGUGUAUGGAUUGUAUCUUAAUCCUUGUAUUUAAUGCUUUAAUGUGUUUUAUAAAAUCCUUUCUUGUAAUGUUACAACACCUUAUCUGUAAAACAGUGUCAAUGCUUGACGUUUACAUUGACUGUUACAUUUUUUGUUCUGAGAUGACUUUCUCCCACUUCGUGUGCUAUCUUUGCUGUGUGAUAUUUACUCGGGAAAUAACCUCUGGAACAUCUGGGUGUGUCAGACGCAAAGGAGAUACUUCUUCAGAUGUUAUACCGGACUGCACAAUCCAGCAAAUGAAACCAGUGACGCUCACUAAAUUCCCUCAUUCCAAAAAUCUGUCAGUUAAAUACAUAAGGGACCAUAAGGGCUUAGAGAGACUUUGAAAACAGAUCGUACAGUAUCUUUCUCAUGGCUCACUCUUUUUGAGAAGGUUUAUGGGCUUUAUGGCUGGUGUGAGACACACGACCCACUCCUGUUCUCUCUAUGGAAUAGUAGGUGCUUGGACAGGUAACUUCUGUUGCUACUGUCUUUUUUAAUUUUUAAUUUUUUCACUGUUUUAGGAAUUGUUUUAAACUGAACAUUGCAGUAUUUGUAACCAGUAUUUGUAACCAUUUGUAACCUUUUCCUUUGUUUUAUUUCUUUAAAUCUUUCUUAACCUUUGAGGGUGACUUUUGGAGCAUUCUGAUGGUGGAUCUGCUGUUGGAAGUCUCCAAGCCUCCCAUGUUUCUAAUUUGAGUUGAAAAGCUUUUGUUUUGUUUAUUUGUUUAAAACAAUGACACAAAUUAACUGUGUGGAUUUUGGGUGGGAUUUGUUUUUGUGCUAUUUUGGGUGACUUAUUCUCCCUUUUUUUACAGAAAUAUGUUCUAACAGUUCACACUUUGUUACUGUUCUUUGCAAAACUUUUCAGGAGCCAAAAAAGUCAAACAAUCCAGAGAAAACCCUUUCUCCCCUUUCCGAUGGCACGAGUGAGAACUUAUGAAAAAUCCUUGCGAAUGUUCCUUCCUAAACUUUUCCCCCCAGUAAUGCAAGCGGGUAAAAUGGUAAAUGCAGCAGUUUGGUGACAUCCAAAACCAACCUAUUGUCAGGUAAAUUGACACUUUUCUGCUCUUACUCUAACCUUCAUAAGUUUGCUAACUUGUCUGCCUUCCUUUCUUCCCAUCAGUUCAUUUUGGUGAUACUUGUUGAAUGAUUUCUUUAACCGGAUUUAGAAAAAACCCUGCUUUAUUUCCUUAUUUCUCCUCCUUAUACUUGUUGACUUUUAAGAAAACUGUCAUUGUGCUUUACUUUACUCAGGUGAGACAAAAGUGAGUCCACCAUGCAACUGUAUGAGGGAUAGUUUUGUAAUACAUUAAUUUCCCUUCCUGUUUAUCAGUUUUAGAUUGUCUUCAAGUGUACCGUUGUCGCUUAGAUUUUUGAAAGAUACAGUGCUUUCCAUUUGCUAAGUGAACAUAAAAUAUAACUGCAGAAAUAAGUAGUUCAUAGGAGUGAAAAACUAGUACUAAGAAUGUUAAUUCUAUUACAAUUCAAUAGAGCAGGAUCCUGUAAAAAGGACAGAUGGACCAGUAUGUGUGCUGCAGUAAAAGACUGUUGAGCUGAUCAUUUCUGUUUGUGGAGGAUGGGGUGACACAUUUUAUCUUGCCCUUACUGCUGUAUCAAAGUACUUGUACAUUUUAUCCUUCUCUGGUAACUCUCUCCCUUAAUCUCAAACAAUGUAAAAGUACUGGGUACUUAAUAUUUUUUAACUUAAUUUAAGGGGGAGAAUCUUGUGUUUUACUCAGAGGUAAAAUAUCAGACAAUUGGAAUACCCUUCCAAGUUGAGGAAUAUUAGCCUAAAAACAGGCUUCCAAGUUUUUCCUAAUGCAGUAUUAUAUUUCCCAUGACAUCUGUAAAGAAUUAGCUCUUGUUUCAGAUUAUUUUUCUGUGUACAUUCAUUACUCCUCUAUACCAUCAUACAAUAGUCAAUUUUUCAUAGUCUCAGUUUAUAUUUUCCUGAAAGAAAGCAAACUUACCAGCAAUAUAAUAAAUUGUAGCUUCAGAUUAAGGUAGGAGGGAAUCAUUUUAGAGCCAAAUUUUGCUCUCAAUUACACUGAAAUAAACCUGGAAUCACUCUGUGAAAGUCAGUAGAGUGAUAUCUGAUUUCAUUGGUAUAAUUGAGUGUAUAAUUUGUAUCUUUUAAUUUUACUUGCAAGGUAAUUUUACAAACCUGUUAUACUUAUGUUUCCAAUGCUUUUUCCUUUCAGACACACCCACUUCUUGCGUCUCAGCAUUGGGCAGGCCUAUUCCUUUAUUUGUGUAUAUUUUUGUGCAUCAGCUGCUAUAGGACGUGGGUGUAACACUUUCAGGCAUGUGGUUGGGUGUCUUUUUGGGGUUUGUAAUAAUGUCUAAAUUAAAAAUUUCUUUUCCUCAGAUUUAUUAAUUAAUUCAUGUUGGAUCACAGUUUUGCAUCUCUAACCUGACUUUAGAUAUCUACUAUGUGAACAUUUUCUUGAAAGAAAUACAGUACUAGUUCUUUGCAGAGUCUGCAAUUCAUCUUUAGUGGGGAGAGUUUACCAAAAUUUACUGCAUUUUGUAAUAUUUAAAGUUUUACUAUUUACUGUAGCUUGAAAGGUGGUUUUAACAGGUCAUGCUCCUUCCUCUUUAUGGAAUGACUUUCAAAGCCUUGUGUUGAUCUUGGUUGUGCCCAGUGUUUUGCCUGGUGUAUGGGGAAAUGUAGAACUUGAAUAGGCCAUGACUUCUUAGACAAGGGAUGAUGAUUAUGUGCAUGCUGAACUAGAACUUCUUCUAUAUGCCCUUCUGCUGCAACAGAAUAAUAAAACUGGUAGGUGACAGCAGCAGCAGCAGAAGACACUCAUGACUGUGACCUGAGAAACCUCCAGUACUGGGAGAAAUGGAUUGCAAAGUACUAGCUGGAGUAAGGGGAAUGGAGAAGAGAGACAGAGUCCCUGAACUGUCCCUUUGAAUGGUGAGUCUGAUUUACAGAAUUCUGACCAUCAAAAGACUGCUUGUAAUACAAGAGGCACAUUGAUCUGUCUCAGUUGGUGUUUGGUUACCUGAUGCCCUAAUUGUCAUCUUUGACUGAACAUUCCAGUUUCCCCUCUGCCUUUAUAAGACACAGUAUUUGUCUUAAAAAAACUAAAUUUCACCAAAAUCAUUACAUAUUUAGAGUACUGGAAAAUAAGGCUGAAAGGAAUGCAUCUAGCCCAGUUCUGUGCUCCACAGAAGACUGUUCAUAUUUGUGCCAUUGGUGAAAUGUUUAUUGUAACCUAGUUUAAAAACCAAGGAAUAAAUGAGGAAGAUUCUGCAAUCCUAUGGAAUUUUUUUUUAUGAAGGUAAAAAACAUCCUUACCAUCAUCCUUACCAUUUCGGCCUCAUAGGCUGAGAGCCCAACUGCUUUUUUUGCUACUUAGGAGCAACAUGUGCUUACAUAUGUAUAUAUAUGUACGCCUUAGAAAUGCCAUGAUAAUAAAGAACAGUGUUAUUUAUGGAGAUUUCCUAAAUCUCAAGGUAGCAAAAAAAGGUUUGAAUCAUCAACAGUUAAAAUUCUUUUUGGAAGUGGGAAAUGCAAAUUAUAUAAUGCUUCUGAGUUUGUGGUUAAGAGUUGGUAGUUUCAGCCACCUCUUCAGUUCUAAAUGGCUCUGAAACUUCUUUGAUUGCACAUUCCUAUCAGAAAAAAAACAUUUGGAGCAUGCACCCCAAUAAAUAGUUUUCCCAAGUUACGUACAUUUAUUACUACAUGCAUUGUAAAACUUACAUAAACCCAAGAAGUUAAAAAAGGAUGAGGUAAAGAUUAAAUGAAGACUAUUUUUGAAACAUUUACUUUACUAUUCAUUAAUGGUGAAAAAACCAUUGUCACCCUGCAGCCUUACAGAUUGUCUUGCAAAGCUUCCUGGGGAGUGUGGGCUCCUGUUUGGGGACCACUGAUGUAGACACUAUAAAUACUUUUUGUUGCAGAUGUUAUCAGGAUGUUCCACUGUAACAAAACCUCCAUGCUAAGUAAUUCUCCUGAUAGAGACUAAAAUGCUGACUCUGUAGUAGGAUGACUGCUCCUUCUGAAAAGAAAAUAAGAGGAGAGAGCAGCACUGGAAGAAGCACUGAUGAACUGCCUGACAUAGGAGAAGUUUGAAUCUGGAUCAGCUGAUAAUGUGGAGAAACAUGUCCAAGUGGAUUGCGAAAAAGGAAUUGUGUCAAAAUAUAUAUUAAUAUGCAGAAUACA